This is a messenger RNA of Mytilus trossulus (common blue mussel), 442 nucleotides long. RefSeq lists its product as uncharacterized. NCBI's taxonomy places the organism in Eukaryota, Metazoa, Mollusca, Bivalvia, Mytilida, Mytilidae. The transcript is spliced from 2 exons. The record is from RefSeq and is a predicted model, not a curated record. Bases 2 to 391 code for a protein of 129 amino acids.
UAUGACGUCCUCUGAACUGCUAGAAAUAGUUUGGUCUGAUGAAAGUUUGAAUUCUGUUUCACCAGAUCAUGAUCAUUUAUCUUUCUACGAAAGUCCUGCUGCUAGUCCAUAUUUUUCACAUCAUUAUGGAACUAUGUCAUCAUAUUUCAAACAACCUUAUAUGGAUCAUCAUUUCCCGGAACUAAGCAAACCAUACCAGAAUAUGUGGAAACUUGUCAGCAAACGUGAAUUAUCGCACAUCAUUACGAGGCUGAGGCGAAGUACACUUUCUUCUCGAACCAGACAGAAAAGACCACAAAGUGAACAUAUUGGCGAUCACGUCAAACAAGAGGAACAACGCAAAUUAUGCAUGACUCCAAAUGGACCAAAAGAAUUUCGAAGCUUUCGCUGAGAUUUUAAUGUCUCAGUGUCGGUGCUUUUAAUUAUUUGCAAUAACAAUUAA